Phoenix dactylifera (date palm) is the source of this 2752-nucleotide messenger RNA. RefSeq names its product DNA replication factor CDC6-like. Gene Ontology annotation, biological process: mitotic DNA replication checkpoint signaling; cell division; DNA replication initiation. Gene Ontology annotation, molecular function: ATP hydrolysis activity; DNA replication origin binding. Lineage: Eukaryota; Viridiplantae; Streptophyta; Magnoliopsida; Arecales; Arecaceae. Gene Ontology annotation, cellular component: nucleus. The record is from RefSeq and is a predicted model, not a curated record.
GGAUCGAGGAGGAGGGGAGGGGGUGGGAGUUGUUGUCGGCGUUGUCAAGGCUAUUAACAUCAAAGCCCUCGAAGUCAGCAGCGACGAAGGUGAAGCGGCGCAAGAGCUCAUGGGUGAGGAUGGAGAGGAUGGAGAGGAGGGCGAGGAGGAGGAAGGCAUCACUGCAUGAUGAGACGGAGGCGGUCACAGCCCAUGGCCACCAGAUCAGGCUCGUCUUCGAUCGCCUGAUUGGCAUGGACGAACGGAGGGAGAGAGACGGAAAUGGAUGGAGGCGAUGACAUGGGGAAGAAAAAUUAUUGCGUGCACCGCCAAAUGCUGGUGCAUUCCACCAAUCCCCAGAGUUAUCCCCGCACUCAUCUUAGGGCGAUCAUGGCCGUGCACAUGGUGCAUACAAUAAUUUGUUUGUAAUAAAUAUAUUAUAUUAUAUAUAAUAAAUAUAUUAUAUUAUAUAAAUAUCAGGUUCCAGCCAAAUCUGCGAACCCGAGUCUAGCUUAUGUAAUGGGUCGGCUUAAAUUUCAGACCCGAUCCGAUCCUCCCGUCUUAAAGAAUAAGAUCCAAACCCAUCCGAAACGAUCCAGGCCCGGGCGGACCGUACCGUCUGACUCAUUCUCUAUCCCUGUACUGGGCCUCACACUCAAAUGUCGCCGCUCGGCCCACGGGAUUGCUAAUGGCGGGAAACACCGCUCCUUUCUCUUCCCGCGCAAAAUAGUCUGCUACAACACCUUUUUAAUCGCUCUUCCCCUCUCUCCCGUCUGCAACCGCCGCUCUCCAACGCGAAGAUCCGCGUCUCAUUUCCAGACUCCAACAAGGAAGCCAUUUGGAAGCCCCAAGAGAAAAAAACGCUGCAAUGGCCAAGACCAGAAGCACCAACGGCGGCCCCGUAUGCCCCAAUGGAUCCCCCCAUUCGGAGGCAGUGGAAGAGAGGACGGAGAAUAAAAAACGGUCGAGAUCCCAAUGCCCGGACCAAAGCCCGAUCAAAACCCGUUCUCCGGCGAAGUGGAGAUCGCCUGUCGGUUGCACCACCAAUGGUGACACCUGUUAUGGAAACGGAGAUAGCAAGAUUUCCAAUGGCAAGCCCUUAUGCUCUCCUAAAUCUCCGAGGAAAAGGUUGUCUGAUCAAUUUUCUCAGAGACCCAAGUGGAAUCCAAGAGAUCCUGCGCAGAUGCAAGCAGUUAAGGAAGCGCUGCAUGUAGCUACAGUCCCUACCAAUGUGGCAUGUCGCGAGGAUGAGCAGAAAAGGAUUCUUGAGUUCUGCAGGACGUGCAUCGAACAAGAGAAAGCUGGUAGUUUAUAUGUAUGCGGUUCCCCCGGAACUGGAAAAUCGUUGUCCGUUGAUAAAGUGAAAGACCUUCUAGCUGUGUGGUCAAAACAGGUGGGAUUUCAGUCACUAGAUACGUUAGCCAUAAAUUGCACUUGUCUCACUGACACAUCUGAAAUUUUUAGCAAGAUACUUGACAAAUUUCAUUCUCGAAAGAAGACAAGCAAUGGUUUUUCGCCUCUUCAGCAUCUCCAAAAUUUGUUCUCUCAAAAAAGGCAGGCAUCUUCAGGAAAGAUGAUGUUGAUCAUUGUUGAUGAGAUGGAUUACUUGAUAACUAAAGACUGUGCUGUGCUUCAUGAUCUUUUCAUGCUUACAACUUUCCCAUUUUCCAGAUGCAUUCUAAUAGGAAUAGCAAAUGCUAUCGACUUAGCAGAUCGAUUUCUUCCAAAACUCGAAUCACUGAAUUGCAAACCUGUGGUUAUAACUUUCCGUGCUUACUCUAAAGACCAGAUACUGAAAAUCCUUCAGCAGAGGCUUAUGGUUCUUCAAUUUGAUGUCUUCCAACCUUUAGCACUGGAAUUUUGUGCUAGAAAAGUUGCAGCGGCAUCUGGAGAUAUGAGAAGAGCACUUGGUGUUUGCAGGAGUGCAGUUGAGGUGCUCGAAGCACAGCUGCGAGAUGUUGCUAGAAACCAAGAUAUUGACAUUGUAAUGUUUGAUCAUAUGGAUAUUGCUUUAUCCAAGGCAUUCAAGUCAGCAGUAGUGGAUACCAUACAAUCUCUUCCACAACAUCAACAGAUAAUAUUAUGCUCCUUAGUCAAGCUAUUUCGCCAGUGCAAGAAGAAUGCUACCACUCUUGGAGAGCUGAAUAAAUCAUAUUCGGAAACCUGCAAAUUCAGUCAAAUCCCUGCAGUAGGAACGCUGGAAUUUACAAACAUGUGCAAAGUGCUGAGUGAUCAGGUUCAAAUGUCCAGGGGCUUCUCAAGCUUGGGCAAUCUAGGGAAGAUAAAUUGAAGAGAGUGACAUUACAAAUUGAUAGUUCAGACGUCACAUUUGCUUUUAAGGGAAUUCGAUUUUUUCAAACCUGCCUGGUGUAGUGAUGAUCUGAGCUAAAGAUGAAUGUGGCUUCUUUUUUCAAGUUUUAAUCUCAAGAUAUGUAGUAGUUGCUCUUCAAAUAUUGCCUGCAGGUGGCUUUUCAUCACCAAGAUUCUGCCAAAGCACUAUGGUUGAAAGAUAGAUAGUAUCCUCAACACCUUCACCCUGGAUUACUUAUCUCACAAAUAAGCGACAUAAACUCAUGAUGGAUGGUUGAAGACUGAAGUUCACAGAGGUCAAGAAGACUCGAAGGAAGUUCCACUACUCGUUGUAUCAUACGAUUAUUUGGCUAUCCUUGAAGUAACAACCAACAGAUGCCUCCAACAAACCAAAAAUAAAUUUGUGAUUUUUGGUACAGCUGAUUUACAAUAAUUCAGAUCCAAUGAUUGCAUAAUUUAAGCA